AUGACGGUUCUGCGGUGCCUAGCCAGACGGCCCGCCGCCACGCCUUUCCGGGCUGCGGCCUCGGCUGCGAGCGUAUGCAGAGCAGCAACACGACAAACAGCAGCAGCACCGCCGCCCGCCCGCAGCCUCUACACCGUCCCCACGCUCGCCAACCACGACCAGCUCACGGCCAAUGGCGUCCCCGGCCUCUUCUCCAAGCAGGCCUUCCGCACCGCCUACACGCAGUACCAGCAGCACAUCAUCGACGAGCUCAACGACUCCACCGCCGGCACCCCGUUCGAGGGCCAGGACACCAAGUCGCUGACCAUCGAGUUCGCCCGCGACCCCACCAGGGCCUACGGCUUCAACCUCGCCAGCAUGGCCUUCAACAACCACUUCUUCUUCCGCGGCCUCAACACAAACCCAGACGUGCUCUCGGCGCCCCCGUCCGACCUCGCCAUCCAGAUCAAGCGCGACUUCUCCUCUAUGGACACCCUGCGCGCCACCUUCCUCGCCACCGCAGAGGCCAUGUUCGGCCCGGGCUUCGUCUGGCUCGUCCAGACAAAGGACACGGAGCUGGGCAGCUUGCGCAUCCUCCCCACCUACCUGGCCGGCUCGCCGCUCUCGGGCGCCCACUACCGCCGCCAGUCGCACGACCUGAACACACACAACCCCGACUCGUACGCCGCCGUCAACAAGGUCGGCAAGUUUGGCCACGCCGCCCAACACGACGCCCGCCCCAAGAAGCCCCUGGGCGGCGUCGACGUCGUCCCGCUGCUGUGCGUCAACACCUGGGAGCACGCCUGGCUGCACGACUACGGCGUCAAGGGCAAGGCCGCCUACCUGCGCGCCUGGUGGGACAAGAUCGACUGGGACGUGGUCAGGCAGGGCGCCACCAUCUCGCCCGUCGAGAACAGGAGCAACCAGUUCAUGUACAAGUAG
This is a messenger RNA of Ascochyta rabiei, 921 nucleotides long. RefSeq names its product Superoxide dismutase. The coding region runs from base 1 to 921 and encodes 306 amino acids. Gene Ontology annotation, molecular function: metal ion binding; superoxide dismutase activity. Gene Ontology annotation, biological process: superoxide metabolic process. The transcript is spliced from 2 exons. The record is from RefSeq and is a predicted model, not a curated record. Lineage: Eukaryota; Fungi; Ascomycota; Dothideomycetes; Pleosporales; Didymellaceae.